Messenger RNA from Mycotypha africana, 1903 nucleotides. Its product is annotated as peptidyl-prolyl cis-trans isomerase-like 2. The transcript has 4 exons. The record is from RefSeq and is a predicted model, not a curated record. Gene Ontology annotation, cellular component: catalytic step 2 spliceosome. Gene Ontology annotation, molecular function: peptidyl-prolyl cis-trans isomerase activity; ubiquitin-ubiquitin ligase activity. Gene Ontology annotation, biological process: protein polyubiquitination; protein peptidyl-prolyl isomerization; protein folding. Lineage: Eukaryota; Fungi; Mucoromycota; Mucoromycetes; Mucorales; Mycotyphaceae. Bases 149 to 1831 code for a protein of 560 amino acids.
UACACAACCAAGACAAAUGAAAUGCAAAAAAAAAAAGCAGCGACAGAGAGCGACACACAGCAUGAAAAUGUUACCGUCACAGUUGUGAAUUAAUAAAAAAAGAAAUCUAACCCAAACUCUUUCUUAUCUACUUUUCUUUUUGUAAAAGAUGGGUAAAUGGACUGACAAGUUGUACAUUACACAUUCGGAAUGGAGCGGUGAAGUGGGUCAGCAUUCCGCUGCAGGAGGUAUCACAGGGAAACGUACUUCUUCAGGUUUCAAAAAGUUACCAUUCUACUGCUGCUCACUGUCUCUACAACCGUUUGAACAUCCCGUUUGUACACCUGACGGCAUUAUAUUUGACCUUGUCAAUAUUAUUCCUUAUAUUAAGCAGUACGGAACGAAUCCUGUCACAGGCGAGAAACUAGAAACGAAACAGCUGAUAAAACUGAAAUUUUUUAAAAAUGAUAAAGACGAGUACUACUGUCCGGUUACUUACAAAGUGUUUACCGAUCACACCACGAUCGCUGCAAUUAAAACCACCGGCAACGUCUACGCCUACGAUACCAUUGAAAAGUUGAAUAUCAAAGCGAAACAUUGGAAAGAUUUACUGACAGACGAAAGUUUUACGAGAAAGGAUAUCAUCAUGCUGCAGGAUCCUCAUAAUUUAGAAAAGCGAGACAUGUCCAAUUUUGAUUAUCUGAAAAUGAACAAAAAAGUCAUCAAUAAAAAGGAAGAAUUGGAGAAGCAAAAGACAAGUUAUCAUAUCAAUGUGGAAGGCAUGGGAAAUGCAAAAAAGGUAUUUGAAGCGUUAGAGGCAAAGAAUAAGCAACAAGAAGAACCAACGACAGCAGAAGAAGGCGACAGUAACAAUAAUAAACCAGUCAUACCUGUAUCCUUUCAUCAGAAGAAAAAAGCUUUGCCUUACAAUGCAGCACAUUAUACAACCGGCGAAGCGGCAGAGUCAUUUACAUCAACAGCAAUGGGAGCUUAUACGCAGGCUACAAGAGCAUUAAUUGAUGAGGAUGAAUUCAUGUAUAAAAAGAUCAAGUCGAAAUCAUACGCUAGAAUUAACACAAAUUAUGGCAAUAUCAACAUUGAGCUAUUUAGCGACAAAGUACCACGAACAUGUCAUAAUUUUGUUCAACUCGCAAAGAGUGGUUAUUACAAUGGUGUCAUCUUUCAUAGAAAUAUAAAAAAUUUUAUGAUUCAAGGAGGCGAUCCAACUGGCACUGGGAGAGGAGGCGAAUCCAUUUGGAAACGUGAUUUUCCUGAUGAGAUCAAGAGUACAUUAAAACAUGAUGCAAGAGGUGUACUGAGCAUGGCUAAUAAAGGAAAGGAUACCAACAGCUCACAAUUCUUUAUUACCUAUUGCCCUACUCCAGAAUUAGAUGGAAAGCAUACUGUUUUUGGUAAGGUGGUUGGUGGUAUGGACGUCUUGAGGAAACUUGAAGCUGUUCCUGUUGAUAAAAAUGACAGGCCUGAGAGGGAAAUAGUGAUGAAGCAAGUUGAAGUAUUUGUCGAUCCAUUCGCAGAAUAUCAAGCAAGAUUGAAGAGGAAGUUAGAGCAUGAAGCAAAUAAAGACAGAGAAGAUGAGGAAGAGAGGAGGAAACGAGAAAAAGAGGAAAAGAUGGGCUGGUUUGGUCCUAGUGUGCCAAAGAGCAGUACGACUGAAGGAAGCCCAACAGGACCUUCAAUCGGCAAGUAUUUGAAAGCUUCAGCCUCUGAGCAGCAAAAGAAAAGAAAAACCGACUCUUCUUCUUCUUCUUCACCGGUUAAAGAAGAUUUAGUAAUCAAGAAACCGAAAACUGCGUCAGCAAAAUCUACCUACGGCAAUUUUGAUAAUUUCUGAUAAUAUUCGGUUCUUUUUCUUUUCUUUUUUUUUUAAUUAAGCAAUCAAUAAACAUUUGAUCGAGAUAUACCG